AUGGCUUCUCGCGCUCUCUUCAACACUCAAUUGACCUCUGCUGUCAAGCGUGCUGGUGCUCGUUUCCAAUCCACCGCCGCAUCCACCUCCGAGUUCGCCGCUCAACGUGAUGCCGUCAAGGCUCAUGCCGGUCCUGCUGCUGAGACCUGGAAGAAGAUCAGCAUCUUCGUCUGUAUCCCUGCUCUCCUUGCUGCUGGUGUCAAUGCCUACAACUUGGCCACCGAGCACGCUGCUCACAUGGAGCACCACCCUAAGGAAUGGGUCAAGUACCCCUACUUGAACAACCGUGCCAAGGACUUCUUCUGGGGCAAGGAAUCCCUCUUCUUCAACCCCAAGGUCAACCUUUCUGCUGAGGAGUAA
This is a messenger RNA of Lichtheimia ornata, 360 nucleotides long. RefSeq lists its product as uncharacterized. Gene Ontology annotation, cellular component: mitochondrial inner membrane. The transcript is spliced from 4 exons. Gene Ontology annotation, biological process: mitochondrial electron transport, cytochrome c to oxygen. Gene Ontology annotation, molecular function: enzyme regulator activity. Lineage: Eukaryota; Fungi; Mucoromycota; Mucoromycetes; Mucorales; Lichtheimiaceae. The record is from RefSeq and is a predicted model, not a curated record. Bases 1 to 360 code for a protein of 119 amino acids.